This is a messenger RNA of Paramecium sonneborni, 1267 nucleotides long. The record is from the annotation of a GenBank genome assembly. NCBI's taxonomy places the organism in Eukaryota, Ciliophora, Oligohymenophorea, Peniculida, Parameciidae.
AAAAAAUGGACCCAAAAUAAAGAAAGGAUCGUUCUACAUCAAGAGAUAAAAAGAAAACAAAUAAGAAAUAAACAUAAUAUAGUUAUGGAUAAUUGAAGUAUAUAUAUAAUUAUAUAUAAGAUUUGGUGAAGUACAGAGUAAAUCAAAAAAAAUAUCAUUAAAAACAUUCUUUGGAAAUCCUGAAUUUGAAAUCUUUUGUUUAAGAUUUGACUAUGAAGAUUAAUUGAUAGCAGCUGGAUGUUCAGAUGGGACAGUAAAGGUUUUUAACAUAGUAUCUGGUAAAAUGAAAGCAGAAAUAUAUAAGGGAAAUUGGCAUUUAAUUUAUAAGGAUCAUCAGAAGGAUCAAGUCCUACAACUGCAAUUAGAUGGAGAAGAGAUGUAGCUAACAAAGCCAAAAAUGUGUUUUUAUCUGCUAAUUCUGAUGGAUCUCUUAUGAUGUGGCAAGCUUAAACAGGCAAACAAUUAUUUAGGACUGUAGAAUAAGGAAAUUAAUUAUUGGCAUUAGAUAUAAGAUCAGAUGGUGAUUAAUUUGCGACUGCUGGAAAAGACUUUAAAGUUAAAUAUAUACAAAAAUUAUUAGAUACGUGUUUAUGAUGAUGAAAAGAAAGAAGUUAUACACACAUUUGAUAAAGCUGAUUAGUUAAAUUAUGAAAUUAAUAUUUUAGCAAUUAACCAGGUCAUCAAAAUAGAAUAUUUGCACUUAAAUAUUUAGAAGAAACCCCAAAUAUACUUCUCUCUGCUGGAUGGGAUGGUAAUUUACUUAUCUGGGACUUAAGAGAUCAUAAAUCUAUUGGAACUAUCUAUGGUCCUAAUCUUUCUGGCGAUAGUUUAGAUUUUAGGUUAUAUAUUAUUAUUAUACUAAUUAGAAAUGGUUAAAUCUUAACCGGAUCUUAUAGAACUAGUAAUUAAAUGUAAUUAUGGGAUUUUGGAACCAGAUAACUCAUUUAAGAGAUACAAUGGGAUAAAAACAUUAAUAAUAGUGAUUUCUAUGUUUAUUCUUGUUAAUUUAGUAAAAUUAAUGGAGACACCAUAUUGGCUGGAAGUAGUGGAAGAUAAGAACUCAAAUUAUUUGAUGUUAAUAGUAAUUAUUAAACAUGUGGUUACAUAUAAGAUUUAUAAGAAGGUUUAAAUUAUUUAUUUAUUUUAGGUGUCUAUUGUGUUGAUUAUGGAAAUAAAAGUAAUAAAUUUGCUUUUGGAGGAGGAGAAGGAGUAGUCUAUAUCUGUUCAUUGACGAAUUCAAAGUGAUCAAUUAUUAAUAAUAUAUUUU